Messenger RNA from Tricharina praecox, 447 nucleotides. RefSeq names its product glycoside hydrolase superfamily. Lineage: Eukaryota; Fungi; Ascomycota; Pezizomycetes; Pezizales; Pyronemataceae. The coding region runs from base 1 to 447 and encodes 148 amino acids. Gene Ontology annotation, biological process: carbohydrate metabolic process; glycosaminoglycan metabolic process. Gene Ontology annotation, cellular component: membrane. The transcript has 3 exons. Gene Ontology annotation, molecular function: beta-N-acetylhexosaminidase activity. The record is from RefSeq and is a predicted model, not a curated record.
AUGAAGCUGUCGCUGAACAGGCGCAAGCCGCGCCCACAUCCGGCCGGCAUCCCGAUCUAUCCAGAUAGGACGAGGAGGCCAGUCUUCGCACUGAUUCUCCAAAUCUUUGGAGUGAAAAAUUACGACCAGAUCUGGUUUGAUUUCCGCUUCGAGGUGCUGCGAAUGUUCCGGCAACAACCGGAGUUGUGGCCCCUCGAGAUCCCGUCUAUGCCGGAGCUCGCCGAGAAGGGUGCUUACGCCCCCGGAUUCACGUACUCGCCCGAGGAUCUGCAGCAGAUUCUGGACUACGCCGAGGCGAGAGGUAUCCAGGUCAUCGUCGAGAUCGAUAUGCCUGGACACAGCACGUGUUGCAGGAAGACGUGGGGAAUGAAGGAGAGGUUCGCCCGGCUUGAGGUUCCGGCAACGGCGGCGUGUCAGGAAAAGUGGUAUCGCGAGAUGGUAUAUUGA